CUGCGGCCGCUCACGGUGAGGCCUGGCCGGGCGAGGGCCUGAGGGCGGCGGGGCCAGAGGCUGCAGUGGUGACGGAGCCUGGGGCAGGGAAGUGGGUCUUGGGGGUGCUCGGGCUCCGGUUUCUCCUGCUCCCUGAGCCGCCUUCUCUGGGCCCGGCCGCUCCCCCCCGCGGUGUGAGGGGGGAGCUGCUGCAGGGCCCGAGUACCCACGUCCCCCGGCCGGACCCCAUUCCCCCUGCGCCCGGUGCGGGCCGGGCCUUGGCUUGCGAGCCUUGGGUGGGGACGGGCCAGCGGCCUGUGCCCCCGCCCGCCCCCCCCGGCGGCACUUGCGUGCGGCGGGCCUUGGGGAGCCCGCCUUGCCCCACCUGCGGGGACCGGAGCUCGGGCUCUCCCUGUCGGAACUCGGAGUGGCAGGGUCUGGGCAGUUAACCGGGCUGGGACGGGCCGAGUCCCUGCCCCGAGGAGCUCCCGGCCGCAAGUACCUGUGGCCUGUACAGCAGCUCUCCCCGGGGUAUCUUCGCUCUCGCGCCUCUGUAGGGUAGCCCCUGCCCCCAGCGAUUUCUGACAGGGAGAUGACCCCUCUCAGCCCCACUUAGGGACUUACACUGGGUCCCUCCCUACCGUGAAGUAUAAACUAUGAGGGCCUCUUGAAACACCAGCACCACUUAUGGAGUGCAGGGACUGCAGCGCUGGCAGGCGUUUCUGAGCACUGCCUUGAAAACUGUUUUACAGACCUAGUAAAGUUAUGGAGCUGAAGAAGAGGGAUUUUGAAGAUGUCUGGGAUCGCCCUCAGCAGACUUGCACAGGAGAGGAAAGCUUGGAGAAAAGACCAUCCAUUUGGAUUUGUAGCAGUACCUACAAAAAAUCCAGAUGGCACGAUGAAUCUCAUGAAUUGGGAAUGUGCUAUUCCAGGAAAGAAAGGGACACCAUGGGAAGGAGGCUUAUUUAAACUACGGAUGCUUUUCAAGGAUGACUAUCCCUCCUCACCCCCAAAAUGUAAAUUUGAACCACCAUUAUUCCACCCAAAUGUGUAUCCUUCAGGCACAGUGUGCCUCUCCAUCUUAGAGGAGGAUAAGGAUUGGAGGCCAGCAAUCACAAUUAAACAGAUCUUGUUAGGAAUACAAGAACUUCUAAAUGAACCAAAUAUUCAAGACCCAGCUCAAGCAGAGGCUUACACAAUUUACUGCCAAAACAGAGUGGAAUAUGAAAAGAGGGUUCGAGCACAAGCCAAGAAGUUUGCGCCAUCAUAAGCACCUGUCAUACAGCAUCUUAAAAAGGAAGGGAUUGGUUUGGCAAGAACUUGUUUACAAAAUUUUUGCAAAAUCUAAUGUUGCUAUGUACAAUUAAUAUUCACUUAGGGGAGGGGGUCGUAUGUGUGCCAUUUUCCAUAUUCGCCACUUGUAUACAGUUCUGAAUUCGCUGAAUUGCCCCCAGUUUUUUCAUACAGGGUCUCUUCCUUCAGUCUUUUGUAUUUUUGAUUGUUAUGUAAAACUUGCUUUUAUUUUAAUAUUGAUGUCAGUAUUUCAACUGCUGUAAAAUUAUAAACUUUUAUACUUCUAUAAAUUCACUAGUAUCUCUAGUUACUUUGCUAUCUGAUGCAGGCAUGCUUUAAAAUGUUUAGAACUAUAUUUAGACUCUAGCUGGCUGUAUGAAAAAAUCAUACCCUCCACCCCCUUCCCUCCCCUUAAUUUGUUUUUCUAUCUUUCAGAAACUAGGUUGUUAUUGCUUAAGAGCCUCAGAGAUCCAAAGUCAGCCAGCAUCUUGAUUCUGCAUCACUUCCUUUUGUGUUUAUAUGGCGUUUUGUCUGUGUUGCUGUUUAGAGUAAAUAAACUGUUUAUAUAAA
Chelonia mydas (Green sea turtle) is the source of this 1842-nucleotide messenger RNA. RefSeq names its product ubiquitin conjugating enzyme E2 I (gene UBE2I). Gene Ontology annotation, cellular component: nucleus. The coding region runs from base 773 to 1249 and encodes 158 amino acids. Gene Ontology annotation, biological process: protein sumoylation. Lineage: Eukaryota; Metazoa; Chordata; Testudines; Cheloniidae. The record is from RefSeq and is a predicted model, not a curated record. Gene Ontology annotation, molecular function: SUMO conjugating enzyme activity. The transcript has 7 exons.